AGCGACAGUCGACAUCAAUAAGCACGCGAGGUAGAGCAUGUUCAAGAAAUAGAGAUCGAUAGGUGAUCGAAGAUGGCCGGUGCACCAUCCCACUUUAGUAAAGCUGCAUUGGUUUUCCUUGUAAUUUUCUUACGGGCAAAAUGCGGCUUUCACGACGAAGAUAUGGUCGAAAGACUGGACGUCAUGUUGAAGGAUGUAAAGACUCAGAGAUAUUCUCGGGAUACGGACGACAGUUUGAAAAUAUGGCAGGAAUACGAGUUUGGAAGCGGUGCCGGGAAUCGCGAAGAGCUAAUCGUCGCGAACAUAACAAUCGAGGAGGACCCAAUUCUGUCAACAAUCGGCGUGACCGGCUGGCAGUAUUCGGCCGGCGUUCGCGACGGAAUCUUGGCCAGCAGCGGGGGGUCGAGUCUCUGGCUCUGUUUCCAUAGCAACAAAGAUGGCCGCGUCCAUCAUCGCGCUGUUUUGACAGUUACCGGCACUAUUUUGACGUUCAAAGUGAUCGCUUUGCUCGAGCCUGUCGCGCAUCAGGAGCAAAUUUUCGCCAUAAUUUGCAUCGAGGCCGGCGCUGAAACGGAAAUUCUGUGGUAUAAAUAUGGAGACGAGAAGUUUGAGCGAGUUUCAUCCUUAGUCGUCUCCAGGCGCGUCGAGAGGUUAGAAUUCUUUCAACACAACCGACGCAACAAACUCCUGCUGCUCACCGAACAGAUGAGCUACAACAACGCCGACUAUUCAUCCCUCGAAAUCUAUGGAUUCAAGUUCGUCGGCGGUCUUCUCGACUUGUGGCUUUGUCAAAGAAUUUGGAUGCCGAAAGUCUCGAGGUUUGAGAUCUGCUCAGUCUACGAAGAGACUUUCCUCAGUGUUCAUAGUGCGAACACGAUCUCGUUUUACGAAUUCAAAGAGAGCGAGACGAAGGAAGGACUGUUCAAACCUACGCAAAAUAUCACGUCAAAUGGCUUCAGGAAUUCGGUUUGCUUUGAAAACGGGUACACGGAGUAUCUGAUCAUCUCCGGUCCGGAACCAGCCCUCUUUACUUUUAUGGAAAACGAAUUUCUGUUCGACGUGGAGAUGGAAAAAUUGCUUGGCGACUUAGGUGAAACUUUGUGGGCCCAAUGCUUGCCAGUCCGAACCUAUAGAGAAGAAUGCCUCCUUCUUGUGCAACUGAAGAACCUCACAGUCGUCGGGUUUUCUUGGCAGGGUACAAAAUUCCAAAUCACUCAUCUUCCGCCAAUAAAUAUCGACGAUUUUCAACUAUCAAAAAUCACUCCGAUACCGAAGUACGGAUUUUUGUUUGAGAAUAAAUUGGUCAGAGUCGAUACCAUGUUGUCAGAUUUGCCUCGACCCGUGCUCGAUGAAAUGGAGAAAAUAUUGCAGCUCAAGAAUUCUCUGGAGGAAACAUUUAUGAAGCAGGAAUUUAUUUUAGACGAGACGACAAAAAGGUAUGAGAAGAGUUACCAUAAAAAUCCGGUGAUCACUGGGUUUUGGAAUUUAUCGAAAGUCGACACCGAGGCCGUGACGUUUUCGCACGAGGUCAUCUUCGAGUCUCUUAAAGUCGGCUCAAAAUUAUUCUCUAAAUUUGACGUAGCGUCAGACCUGAAUAUAUUCGAUCAGCGGUUCCGAAUUUUGGAAGAUAAAAUGGAGAAAAUGAAAAUCAUCUCAGAGACAGCUCUGCGCGUAGAUUCCCCGGAGGUUAAAUUGAGCAAAGGUUUUGUUCUGAACGGUGGAAUGGAAGUGCGGGGAACAUUGCACGUGAAAAAAUCGACCCUGAAGUUCAUCAAUAACUUUUCGAUCGAGAAUAUACGCAAUGACUUUGUUAAAUAUGACAAAAAAUUGGUUAUCAAAGGGCGUAAAUCGUUCCCGUCAAUCGAGGCAACCGUUUUAAAUAUUGCCAAUAUCAACGGGGUGCCGAGAAACAAAUUUAUAUUCGACACCAAAAAGACGAACUACGAAAAUGUUGACUUUACCGACUUGAAUCAUUUGCUCGUUGAAGGUAGUCUCAAUUUCACCAGCAUUAACGGAUUCUUGUGGUACAAUUUGAUGAAGAGUGUUGUGUGGAAAAAUCAACCCGCAAUUAUACCAGGUCUGACGGUUGUUUAUGGGGAAAUCAUUGCUGACACUGUUUCGGUGGCGACUUUAAACGGUCUCAAAUAUCCCGCAGGAUAUGUGCUGCAAAACGGUACGAAUAAGGCGGAAAUUAUUGGCCGAAAAACUUUUGGUAAACUCAAGGUAGCGAAUUUGAAGGGAAUAAAAACGAUCAAUGGUAUUCCGUACGAUGAUUUCGUUGUUUUGGACAAGAAGCAGAAUUUACCCCACCAAAUAACAUUUAAGAAUUUAACGAUAGAGGAAAAUUUGCAGAUCGACGGACGUAUAACCGGUAUCAAGAUAGAUCUUGAAGAACAUCGUUUGACGCUGACUGACGUUAAUGCCAUUACCGCCGAUACGAUGUUCACAAAUUUGCACGUCAAGGGAAAUUUGAUCGUUGAGGAUUUGGUAAACGGUAAGACCUUGUCCGACUUUGACGAUAUAAUUUCGAAGAACGAUGAGUACGCCGUGAUUACCGGGCACAAGACGUUUUUGGGCAACGUUCAUAUCGACACUAAAUUAAAAGUUGCAUCAAAAAAGUACAACGGGCACCUCAUCGACGAAUUCGUCACAUUUAGUGGCGAACAGGAAUUUCCGAAUUUGAAAAAAAUCUCGACCCACGUAACCUUCGAUAAACUGAAAUGCAAGCAGUUGAACGACUUGGAGAAUCACUUGGACGGACUCGCGGCGAUGGGCGGCGGGGAUUUUUCUAAAUGUCCUAAAAAAAAACUGAUAUUCAAAGUGCCCCCGAUUCUGGAAGACCUAAGUUUUCGAACCAUGAACGGCAAGAUUUCAGCGCGGGAUUUUUCCGUCAAGUUUUCGCAGACUUUUCAGAACGUGUUAUUCGAUGAUCUAGAAGUGGACGAACUUUUCGCCGGCUCUGUGAGUCCGCAAAUUCUAAACAACGUAAAGUUCGCCGAGUUUGAGGCGCGCCGGAUGUCGGUUACGAAAUCUCAGGUCCUUACCGGAAAUCACAGGAUAAAUAAGCUGAAAGUUGGCUUGGUUAAGGCGCGACGGAUAAACGGCAUGUCUCUUACCGAUCUCGACAAAUUCCGUAACGAUUUCGAGGACCUCUUUGACCGGAUAUGGAACGGGAAAAUGGCGAUCGACGCCUUCGUCGUCAAAGGACGGGUCCAGGCGGGCAAAAUCAACGGCCAAUCCGUAGCGGAAAUUCACUCGCGGAACGGGCCGAGGAACGUUUAUGUUGACGACGGUUUUUACGUCAAAAAUUUGGAGGUUCGUGGUUUGGUGAACGGGAUAAACCUGACCUCGUUUAUUUUGGACUCGGUGUUCAGGAACGAAAAGGGCGUCGUUCUGACGGGUGAGAAGACUUUCGACUUUCUGGACUGCCAGAUCCUCCAGGUCCCGAUUCUGAACGGGGUUCCGGUGGAAAGUAUCCUGAACUCGCGUCUGGACCAAACUUUGACCGGGCCGGUUUUGGUCAAGGGAAACGUUCGGGUCACCGAUUCCUUCGACUCGGAGGGAAAAGUGAAUGACAUUUUCUAUCGACAAUUGGUCGAGAGGCUCGCCUAUCUAAGGAAUAAUCACACCUUUAAACUUACCGGCCAUUUCCGGUUUCCCGACGCCGCCGCGGUCGAACAUCUCCGAGUCAACGGGCUCGUCCAGGGACUCAACUUUGGCGAUUUUAUCGCCGCGACCGUCAACCGAGAUGAAAAUUUCGUCGAAAUUGCCGGUACGAAAGUAUUCACCAAUUCCGUAAAGUUCGCGAAAAACUUCACCGUCCUCGACGAAGUCAACGGUUUGGACCUGACACCAUUCAAUCAAAAGGCUCUGUUCGUCGACAGAGACGUUCACUGCGGUUUUGAUGUAAUUUUUGAAAACGAUAUACAUCUCGGCGGCGAUUUGAUUGUGAAAGAACAUUUGGACACCGGGACUCUGGCUAAUGUUGAUAUCGAGGAACUCGAAUCGAGCGCUAUAUUUUUGAACCGACCCUCCUAUGUGCAAGGUGUCUUGACAUUUACAAAUGUGACUUUUGAGUCUAGUUUGACCGUUGGUUAUUUGAAUGGCAUAAACUUGAAUGACGUGAUUUCGUUGAAAGAAAAUCAGAUCAUCUCAAAUAGACUGUCCUUCGUUGAUGUCACCGUCGAAAAUUUGGGAAUUACGGGAACGGUAAACGGGCACAACAUAAAUCAAAUAUUUACCAAUACCUUUAUGUUAUCCGGUGACCAAACAAUUAACGGAAAUUUAGUGCUACACGGAAAUGUGCAGAUACAAACGAACUUUAAUGCGAAAUGUAUCAACAAUAUCGACGCAUCACAAAUGGCCACAUUAGAUGGCGAUGAAAAACUUACUGGUACCUUCCAAUUUUUGAGUCCGUUAAUAUUGAGAAGAAAUUUACACGUUUUUGGACUUGUAAAUGACAUUGAUCUUGCGAUAUGGGAAAGCGAAGCGGUUUACACCAGUUUUCCGAAAAAACAAUUGGUCUCGGGUGAUUGGCUCCUUCGGGGUAAUGUCACUUUUGAAAAAGACGUCACAGGAAGCGGACUGUUGAACGGUAUUAACGUCCGAAUUUUGUACGACGAAUUGGAAAAACGAAAAUUGGAAAUUGACUCGGUAGUGACAGGUGUCAAGAUGGAUUUAAAAAGUACUUGCCAGGAUCUGAUACCUUUACAAAAGUAUGCCAAUAACCAGGUAUACAGAUUUAAAUACUUCGAGUAUCUCCAAAUCCUCGAAUUCGAUAUCGCGAUCGAAACUGCUCAUCAUUUCGUAGCUGCGGAUGGCGGUGAAUAUCUGUUGAUCAACUUGGAGAAUUGUUUUUUGAACACAUUCAUUUACAACGGAUCUGGCUUUACUAUCGUAUCGAGCAAGCGGAAUUUCGACAACGUCGGUAAAUGGAUCACCUUGGAGUACGAGAAUCAGAUUUAUAUCCUGACUAUCGGAACCGGAAUCUGUGGAAUGAGUUUUGGAAACUUGUGGAAAUUUGAGGAAGACACAUUGACUCAUAUCUUGGAUCUCGGAAGCAUUAACGACGCCAAGAAGAUCGGCAAACACGCAUUCCUGGUUAUCUCCAAGGAGAGAUUGGAAAAGUGGUCGAUCGAGGAUUUGCAUCGCGGCUUAUACGGGAAUUCGACUUCGUAUUUCCCGGCCGAUGAACGGAUGCGGUUCGUUCCAAAUACGGACAGAAUAUUGCUCGCCGAUCAGGAUCACAUUCGCGAAUUUCACCCCCUACAUCUGAAUCACACCAGCAUCUGGAACCACUUUAGAGACAGUUCGAUUUUGGGCUUGCAGGCAGGCGUUUUCCGAAAUGAAAUGUUCCUCUACUACGACGAAGGAGUCAGUGAAAAUAACGCGUUCAUAUUUGACGGUCUGUCAGUAAAAAAAAUACGCCAGUCGAUUCCAACUCACAAUCCAAAAUCAUUUUUGGUAAUAAAUUUCGACGGUUUUGUCGAGACAUUUUUAACCUUUGUUAAAAACGGUCGGAGUCUUGAGAUUUUCGAGUACAGGGGAAUCGAGGGCUUCGUUUACCGAGAAAGUCUGCAAAUGUCAAUCGAUAAAACGUUUGGAUUCAAACUGAGAAAAAAUCCGGGUUUGUCGAAAAGAAAUUUCGUCGGUGCUGUGCAUAGAAAUAGCCUGAAAAUAUUAGAGGCUAAAAUGUACGGUGAAAAAUUGGAUUUGGAAUAUCUAACUUGCGAGGAUUAUUAAGAUUUUUCCUAUUAUUACAAUUUCAGUCCGCACAUAGGUAUAAUUAAUUAUACAUAUACAAAUCGCAUUAUUUAUUUGUAAUUAUAAUGGGUAACUAUGUGUUACCACACCGUAUUAUAAUCGUAUGUCAAAAAAAAUUGUUUAUCACAUUAUCUUUUACGGUAUGUUAUCACUGUUGUUGGAUUAUUAUUAUUAUUAUUAUUUAAGUUCAAAUAAUGCAAUACCUGCGAUAAGAUUGGUAUAAGAAAACGUUACACAUCUUUUUUUUUUUUUUGUUG
Molecule: messenger RNA, 6020 nt
Organism: Neodiprion virginianus
Lineage: Eukaryota; Metazoa; Arthropoda; Insecta; Hymenoptera; Diprionidae
Gene: fs(1)N
Exons: 15
Coding region: 73-5742 (1889 amino acids)
Cellular component (GO): cell surface
Molecular function (GO): heparin binding
Source: RefSeq, a predicted model, not a curated record